GGCUCUGUGCACAGCGCUGCAGCUGCCCUAGCCUAUCUCUUUAAAUGAGACCGAGCUUUGCGUGUGUGCACGCGUGUGCGUGUGUGUGUGUGUAGGAGAAACAGCGAGAAAGAGAGGGCCACUCUGUUAUGGAGGACUAGGCGGCGGAAAACACAACAGAGUACCUCGAAAUUUUUUUUUUUUUUUUUUUGCUCUAGUUUUUGAGGGGCUUGCAGAGGCGGUCCCUGCAUCGGUUCUCUGCCUCCUUCGCUACGUUGGACCGAUUCUGAUUUUUGGAACCGGGGCAUUCAUCUUGCGUCUAUAUGGGCUCGGCAGGCGCAUCUCUCGCUUACCGAUAGGACGCACGGGCUGCCUCGCGAUAAUUAUUUAUUUCGCCCAUUCUGCGCCGCAACGUUGGGAGAAACGUGAUCCGAGAGGCAGCGGCAGAUCAAAUUGGUGCUGAUCAUGGAUUAAUAGCCGAGGAGUGAUUUUUCAUCUUAAAGGUUCCCAAUGUUGAACAUGUCCACACCGAGAGAGCUGAAGUCUCCCUGCGUGACUCGCAACGGCAUGGUAAAGUUACCCCCCAGCCAGCCCAACGGUCUGGGCAGUGCGAGCAUCACCAAGGGGACGCCUGCUGCCAAGAAUCGCCUAUGCCAGUCCUCCUCCGUACCCUCCAUCCUUCCUCCUCCGCCAUCCUCCCUUCCCUACCACCACCACCCUCUGGAUGUCCCUGGAAUGCCUCACACGGCGGCCCCACUCUUGACCUCCGACCUGGAGCCCGUAAAGCCUCUGGUGGGCCUGAAGCCAUCUCUCCGCCAGCUUCCCCCUCUCACCUUACCCAAACCCAUUCUGCUGGAGCGUCAGCUUGUCCUGGAUGAGAAGCUGCUAAACCGACUGCUCUGGUACUUCACCACAGCUGAAAAAUGCGUCCUGGCACAGGUAUGCAAGACGUGGCGCAAGGUGCUGUACCAGCCCAAGUUCUGGGAGGGCGUGACACCCAUCUUGCAUGCCAAGGAGCUAUAUACCCUACUACCCACUGGAGAGAAGGAGUUUGUCAGCCUGCAGGCCUUUGCCCUGCGUGGAUUCCAGUCAUUCUGCUUAGUGGGUGUGUCGGACCUCGACAUUUGUGAGUUCAUUGACAACUACCCGCUCUCCAAGAAGGGUGUCCGCUCGGUCAGCCUCAAGAGAUCCACCAUCACAGACGCUGGUUUGGAGGUCAUGUUGGAGCAAAUGCAGGGUCUGAUGCACCUCGAGCUGUCGGGCUGCAACGACUUCACAGAGGCCGGCCUGUGGUCCAGUCUCAAUGCCCGGCUAACCUCCCUCAGCGUCAGUGACUGCAUCAACGUGGCGGACGACGCAAUUGCUGCUAUCUCACAGCUCCUGCCCAACCUGUCGGAGCUGAGCCUGCAGGCCUACCACGUCACUGACACCGCCAUGGCCUACUUUACAGCCAAGCAGGGCUACACCACCCACACUCUGCGGCUUCACUCCUGCUGGGAGAUCACCAAUCAUGGUGUGGUGAACAUGGUGCACAGCCUCCCCAACCUGACAGCCCUCAGCCUCUCCGGCUGCUCCAAGAUCACCGACGACGGCGUGGAGCUGGUGGCCGAGAACCUGCGCAAGCUGCGCAGACUGGACUUAUCCUGGUGCCCUCGGAUCACUGACAUGGCCCUGGAGUACAUCGCCUGUGACCUGCACAAGUUGGAAGAGCUGGUGCUGGACAGGUGUGUGCGGAUCACAGACACCGGCUUGGGCUACUUGUCCACAAUGUCAUCAUUAAGAAGCCUUUAUCUGCGCUGGUGCUGUCAGGUUCAAGACUUUGGUCUGCAACACUUGUUUGGAAUGAGAAGUCUUCGUCUACUGUCUCUUGCAGGCUGCCCGCUGCUGACCACCACCGGCCUGUCGGGCCUCAUCCAGCUGCACGAGCUGGAGGAGCUGGAGCUGACCAACUGCCCCGGAGCCACGGCCGAGCUCUUCAAAUACUACUCCCAGCACCUACCCCACUGCAUGGUCAUCGAAUAGGACCACCGAGCUGGCCCGCGACUUACAGAGCACCACACUUCAACUUUUCUCCCCCUUUACCUUUUUUUCCGUCACACUUUUCCUAAAUGCCACCCCCACCCCACCCCCCACCCCCAGGAUACCGAACAGCUCCUGCUAUACCACCACCGUUCCUCAUCACCUGACCCCACAUCCCGCCCGUCUUCCUCCACACCCCAUUGAGUAGACUGACCUACAAAGGCGGACAGAGAGGCAGGGAGACAGAUGAUGGGUACGCGUCAGACCCAGGAGGGAAUGCGGGGACGGCGUCUGUUAGCUCCGUUGUGAGAAGAAGUGAAGAGCUUGGUGUGACGUCUUGUCAGACAGCAAGUUUCUUUUUCACAAUCAGCGAAAGGCUUUUUGCUUACAGGGGAGAGCUUCUCUAAAGACUUGGGAGAUUUUUUUUUAAAACUGAAUGGAUACUGAAGGGAGUGACGUGCAGCGAAGAGGAAAGUAGAUAAAAAGGGAAAUAAAGACUUUUGUGUUAUAGCCGUUGGAACUUAUAUAAAAAAAAACGCGCUCAUACACCGCAAACACACUCACCAACAUACUGUAUAUCGUAAAUGAAGUAAAUCUAAGUCCUCAAGACCAUGAUUACUGACAUUUCUGAUCGACUUCCAUCACACCGUGUAAUAUAUCCGCUGUUUCAUCGUUUUUCUUGGAAGGUAUCAAAGUUUCUGUUGUUUUUUUUUUUGUUUUUUUUGCUGUUGUUUUUUGUUUUUUCUUGAUCUGAGAGAGACACCACAAUGCCAGCCGGGGGAGACGGGGAUCAGACAGAACUACAAAGGUAAACUUCAGGAAGUGAAUUACAGCGACGGAGCAUUUUUUCUCCCUCCUUCAGUGUGCGUGUGUGUGAAGUGUCAUGGACUCACGGCUCAUCGUCAUCUUUUUUGGGAUACCGCCAUCUUUUCUGCCUCCACCAUUGGAAAAAAAAGGACAAAGAAGAAAGUGUAAAACAGAAAAAAACAGAACAAAAACGCGACCGUUUACAUUGGCUUUUGUCGGGAGUUGCACGCUUGAUUGACUUGAUUGGCUUCCUUUUGUUGUGGUCUACUCUUCAGUUUUCGUAUGCAUAUUUCAUUUACAGAUGUGCUAAGGGAGAACUGUUGUAAAUGGUGUGGGUUUUUUUUUUUUUUGUUGAAACGGUGCAACGCGACCAAGCGGUUGAGGAAAUCGGAAGAGCAGCGUUUGGGUUCAGUGCCGAGGAUAGACUCCCGUUAGCAAGAGAGGACUUUUGUGCAAGCGAUCGCUACGUUGCGCAAGGAAGUUUUGUCCAAGUUUGAGGGCAAUUUUUAAUUUCUUUCCAUGGCAACUUGUGAUCGGAUUCAAGCUUGCUGGGAUCUGGGGCUGCGAGCGUUUUAAAACCAGGUCAAAGGUUUCAGUAUUUAAUCAACAACUGCAGGUGACAAAGACAAUGGUAGUUUGUGUGAAUUUUACACAUUUUCCUGCUAGCCCACAAGUCAGAGAAACUCAUGAAUGCUCUUGUUUUCAAAUCACGUUGGAAAAGCUUAAUUUACUCUAUUAUAGCUACGUUCAUUUGCUUCAGUCGUGUAUUAUAGCUGUUGUUCGCGGCGUCAUUUCCCUCAUAUCACAGCAAACUGAUUUGACACUCGACGCACAAGGCCGCCAUUGUUCCCACGAGUGCUACUAACACUCUAACCGUGUACGACAAAGCAUGAGCAACAGCAGACAAGAUCGGACAGGCAUUAUCAGCUGGCUGGGGAGGUGUUGAAUGCGUCACAAUAAUUAACGAAACCCAUAUAAAAACAAAUAAAUUAGACCUUGGAUUCUUAUGUGUAGUUAAGCUAGGCUAAGCUAACCAUUCAACAUGGCUUUGUGUUGCUAAACUGAUACUAAAAGAGUGUCUGACUCCAGUUAAGGAGGGAAAAAAAUGGUAAAGUUUCACAUAAACCAAAGAAUUCUCAAGUCAGUUGUAGUUUCUGCCCUCCCCCACUGCUUCUCUCGAGGUGACGUUAAAAGACAACGGAUGAGCCCACCGGUGAGCCGCCGUCCUGCUUUUUUUUUUUUUAAUUUGCCUUGCGUGUCCUCAGAUGUGCUGACUGCCAACUGAAAAGGGACUGGAUCAGUGUCAGCCAGUAUUAGGGGUUGUGCCAAAUGCAUCCGCAGCAGCGCAGGAAACGGGCCGAUCGCCACUAGUGGGUCGCUGACUACAAUGAAACGGACUGUAUGGAUGGACCGGGCACACCAUGCAUGUGUUUUCUUUCUUUUUUUAAUUAUUUUUUUGUUGUUAUUUUCAGGCGGCUCAUUUUCAAAAAAAAAAAAAGGCACCCCUUCAGUGUACAUAACUAUAUCUAUUUAUUCAUGUAUUUAUUUAUUUAAUUAAAUUAAUUUGUGUCUUAUUUAAGGAAUUUAUUUAUUUAUUGAAGAUCUUUUUUUUUUGGAACUUGCUCGAAAUUGGGACUUAUUCAUUAAUUGGUGUUUUUUUUUUUGUUUGUUUUUUAAUUAUUAUCAUUAUGUUGUGACAUUUCAGCCCCUUUCCUUCCCCACCAAGUGAAAUAAUGUACACAUUUAACACGCGCUCUUGUGUUAAGUCACACGAGUGACAGUUAACAUCAUUAACGGUGACUUUUUAAAUCUUCAUAAUACACGAAAGUAUAUUUUCCUCUGUGCAAUUCUGUGUCAACUUUGUAUUGCAGCUCGGGCCCUUCUGUAAGAAUACCGGGGGGGGGCCGGGCGGCGGUGAUGUUAUAUUUACUGUCAUUGUCCUGAAUGUGGCAGCGAAAUACAGAGUAUGAUAUACAUAAAGGCAAGUCUGAGAUCCACUUCUGUCACGGCUAAGAUAUGUUUACACUGUAUAAUAGUAUCAAAGCGGGCUAAAUCUCUUGAGGAUUCUAUGGAAGCUUAUUACUGACAAAACUAUUGAAUCUAAAGCUUAUUUAAUUACGACUUAAGCAUGACCAAGAAAGAAAACUGGCUUUGGCACUAACUCUGAGGUCAAGACUUUACUGAACAUUGUGGUGACGUGUUACAUGCAAGACAACAGUGCUGGGUUUAUUAUUAAUCUUUCUACUUAAGUGGAAUUAUCAGUUGAGGAAGGCCAUAAAAACCUGGAAGCAGCCCGGUGGGUGUUCACUAUUGUGCCAUACCUAUUGCCAAGAGUUCCUUUCAUUCUUUCUUUUUUUUCUUUCUUUCUUUCUUCUUUUUUUUUUUAGCUUGUGUCCAGCUUGUGGAAGUAAUCGAUAGUGGCUGAUAAUAAAAUUGUAUUCAAGUUUUGAUUUGGGAGAAGAUAAUAAUAAUAAAAAAAAAAAUUACUGAAAAAAAAUAAAAAUAAAAAAAUAAAAUCACCAUUUAUUUACGAUUGUUUAUGUUGUUUUCAAUAACUGAAUUAAAUGAGGUUUUCAUUCAGCAAAGUGGACAGCUGCUUUAGAUCAUUGUGCGUUUUACAUUGAUCCAGCGUAACAUUAUGAUCACCGACAGGAGAUGUGAAUAACAUCUUGUGUCAACGUUCUGCUGAGAAACUUAGAUCAGGUACCCCCACCCUAUAGCACAAGGUGUUGACCUGACUGGGAUGAUCCACUAUACAGGCCCCUUUCUUCAACCCAUAGGACCCAAAGACCCCCCACUAACAACACCACAGGACACCCUCAGAAGGACCAUGUCCAUUCUCUGAUGAGUCCACACAAUGAGACCUACACAAUAUUAGGAAGGUGGUCGUAAUGUUAUGCCUGAUCAGUAUAACGUCAGACUGUGAUGCAAAAAAUGAUUCCCACGUGCAAAAAUCUAAGUAUUAUCGAUUGUACUGACCUGAUCCCAGUUCCUACGCUCUGACUUCAAUUACUGACCAACACAAAUGUGCUCUUUCAGUAGUUUUGCUAUUGAUGAGCUUCCAAAGGAUUCACAUGUGUGUCGUGAACUCUAACUCAUUAGAUGCUAAAGAACUAACAACUAAACUUCCUAAGGAGCGCCGUCUGGAGCGACUUCCUUAGAUAAAUUGUUUUUUAAGUGUUCUAGAUACGUUGUCACCAUUUUGCCACAGCUCAUGUGAUCAUGUGGUAACUGACAAGAAGUCGUUUGCUCUUUCAGUUUGUGUUUCGCCGUCUCAUGCCCGAACUGAUGUUAUCGGAAGGCCGUCCUUGCACUGAUGGCUUCUAUAGUCCAUUUUAAAAAAAAGAAAAAAGAAAUUAAGCUAAAACCUUUGACUCACAUCAUCACCACACCAACGUGUCAGGCAGAAUCUAAUUCAGUCAGCAAGCGGGUUUGGAACAUGUUUUUUCAGUAUUUUCAGUAGCAAUGUGAAAUGUUGCAAAGAAGGAUGGAUGCACUCGGUUUUGUAUGACUAGUUUUCCUGCAGCUCUUAAGCAAAUAAAAUGUAAUGUUGUCAUUAAGGGGUCGACCAAGGGGUUGGUGUGUAAUUUUACGACAUAUUCAUAAGUCCUAAGGGUUUACUUUCUUACAAGGUUUUCUUGAAAGGCUCAUGUGUCAUCACAUGACCUCGGUAUUAAAUGGUAUUGAUGGUAAGCGGCAUGACACCUGCAGCACCUUUGUUGGUGCAAAACCUGAACCUUAUCCUUGAGUAUUUCCAUUUUUUAUUUUUUUUUUUUCUAAUUUUAGUAUAGAGGGUGUUUUGUAAGGAGGCAAGUUUGUAAUAUACACUGAUCAACCGCAACAUUAAAACCACUGACAGGAAAAAUUAAUAACAUUUGUGACAACUCAGUGUUCUGCUGGGAAACUUUUGGACCUGGCAUUCAUGUUGAUGUUACUUAGACAUGCACCACCCGCCAAGACCAGACCAGACGCUCUUUGAUUUGAUUUGGCAGCAGUCGUCCCCAGCCGGGACGCAACCAGACACAGACACACACAGACACACACAAAAACAGUUUAGGAACAACUAAAAAAAAAAAAAAAAAACAUGAAAAACAGC
Mugil cephalus (flathead mullet) is the source of this 6901-nucleotide messenger RNA. RefSeq names its product F-box and leucine-rich repeat protein 16 (gene fbxl16). Lineage: Eukaryota; Metazoa; Chordata; Actinopteri; Mugiliformes; Mugilidae. Gene Ontology annotation, biological process: SCF-dependent proteasomal ubiquitin-dependent protein catabolic process. Gene Ontology annotation, molecular function: protein binding. The record is from RefSeq and is a predicted model, not a curated record. Gene Ontology annotation, cellular component: SCF ubiquitin ligase complex. The transcript is spliced from 7 exons. The coding region runs from base 490 to 2001 and encodes 503 amino acids.